AUGUGGCGGAGCGUCGCUGCGAAGAUGCAGGCCACCGUCGCUGCGCUGAGCAAAACCGGGACAACGCACAUCGGUCCGCAGCCUGUGGGCGGCCGCACGGCCGUGCCACGGCUGCAUCUCCCGACAGUGGGCUUCCCGGGCGCCGCUCGCUCCCUGUUCGGCGCCUCCUGGGCGCACAGCGGGAGCACGGGGCCCCGCGGCGCGGCUGCAGGGCCCGUGCGGUCCUACGCCUACGACGCGGCGACAGAGGCGCCCGCCGCCGACAUUGGCGAGGUCGACUUCGACCCGUCCCUGGCCAACACCGUGCGCCUGAUCGGGAUGGUGGGCAACAAGCGCGACAUGCGCGUGUUUGAGCGCUCCAAGCUGCUGCCCUUCUCCAUUGGAUUCAAGACCGACCGGCGGCGGCCCGAGGAAACCGACUGGGUCAACGUGGAGGCGUGGGGCCCGCUGGCGGAACGCGCCGACCAGCAGCUGCAGAAGGGAGACCGAGUGGCGGUGCAGGGUCGGCUCAAGGUGGAUAAGUGGGAGGACCGGGCCACGGGGCAGAAGCGUACCGCUUUUAAGCUGGUGGCCACCUCCAUCAGCCGGGUGCGCAGCACCUUCCCACCGAGGGAGCCCGGCCACCUGGGCGACCCGGCCGGCGCGGGCGGCCCGCAGCAGCAGCAGCCCGCGGCGGCGGCGGCCGCGGGCCAGGCGGGGCCCGCCCCCUGGGACGAGCCGCCGCUGUGGUGGGACAACCGGGUGGGCAAGCGCAACCCCAAGGCGCCAGACUUCAAGAAGAAGGUCGGCGGCAGCGACGCCCCCGCGCUGUGGGUGGAGGGGCGCAACACCCCCGGCUGGGUCAAGGCCGAGCUGGAGCGGCUGGACGCUCUGGGCCGGUGA
Messenger RNA from Chlorella variabilis, 882 nucleotides. RefSeq lists its product as hypothetical. Gene Ontology annotation, cellular component: mitochondrial nucleoid. Gene Ontology annotation, molecular function: single-stranded DNA binding. Gene Ontology annotation, biological process: mitochondrial DNA replication; positive regulation of helicase activity. The record is from RefSeq and is a predicted model, not a curated record. The transcript is spliced from 6 exons. Bases 1 to 882 code for a protein of 293 amino acids. NCBI's taxonomy places the organism in Eukaryota, Viridiplantae, Chlorophyta, Trebouxiophyceae, Chlorellales, Chlorellaceae.